UGAACCUGCUUAACGGGCGAGAGGAGCGAGCAGGGAAGGAAAGGAAGGAAAGAAGGAAAGAAGAUCGGCCUGACGCUGUUGGGGAGGGAGAAGGGGGGGCAGGGAGGGAUUUAAAUACUCCCACCCGCUUCCACCGGCAACAUCUGCAAGGCAAAUCGGUGCCCCCGCCGCUUCCCUCCAGGAAACACCUUCAGGGAUCCACCGAGGAUCGCGCGGCCCCCUCGCGUUCGCACGCCGCCUCCCUCCCCCCUUUCCCCCUCCCACCCCCACCCGCCCCCCCCCCUCCGCCGCCGCCACUUUCUCUCGCAUGAUCUGCCUCGCACGGAUUUGCCAUUCGGAUGCCGCCUCGUCGGGAAGGCAGCUUGGAGCCGCUUUGAACCCGCGGCGGCAGCGGCAGCCUCACGCCGCCCUCCUUGUCUUCGUCGUCCCGCUCCCGCUCCUCCUCUCGGGCCAGUGCUAUGACAGGCAAACUCUUGGAGAAGCUGCCGGGGACCAUGAACACUUUGAUGAACCAGUUGCCUGACAACCUGUACCCGGAGGAGAUCCCCAGCGCCCUCAACCUCUUCUCUGGCAACGGCGAGGCGGCCAUGCCGCACUACAAUAGCCAGAUGGCAGCAGAUAAUGUGAUGGAUAUUGGCUUAGCCAACGACAAGCCCAGCCAAGACCUGUCGUCGUACUCUGGCUCCUUCCAGCCGGCGCCCGGCGGGGGCAACAAGACCGUGACCUACCUGGGCAAGUUCGCCUUCGACUCGCCGUCCAACUGGUGCCAGGACAACAUCAUCAGCCUGAUGAGCGCCGGCAUCCUGGGGGUGCCCCCGCCGCCGCCGCCGCCCUCCUCCGGGGCGCUCGCCGGCAGCACGCAGCAGCCCUCCGCCGGCAGCCUGGGCCAGGUGCAGGGGCAGGGCGAGCCCGACGGCCUCUACCCGGCGCUGCCGCCCUACUCCUCCUGCGGCGACCUCUACCCCGGUGAGCCCUCCUUCCACGACCCGCAGGCCGGCGCCGCCCUGCCCUACUCGCCCCAGGACUACCAGGCCGGCGGCGGCGGGGGCAAGCCGGCGGGCGGCCUCGACGGCAACCUCUUCCCCAUGAUCCCGGACUACAACCUGUACCACCACCCCGGCGAGCUGGGCGGGAUGCCCGAGCACAAGCCCUUCCAGGGCCUGGACCCGCUGCGGGUCAACCCGCCGCCCAUCACCCCGCUGGAGACCAUCAAGGCCUUCAAGGACAAGCAGCUGCACCACCCGGGCUUCGGCGGCCUCCCCCACCCGCAGCAGCCGCCGCCGCCCCUGGCGCUCAAGCCCAUCCGGCCGCGCAAGUACCCGAACCGGCCCAGCAAGACGCCGCUGCACGAGCGGCCGCACGCCUGCCCGGCCGAGGGCUGCGACCGGCGCUUCUCGCGCUCCGACGAGCUGACGCGGCACCUGCGCAUCCACACGGGCCACAAGCCCUUCCAGUGCCGCAUCUGCAUGCGCAGCUUCAGCCGCAGCGACCACCUCACCACCCACAUCCGCACCCACACCGGCGAGAAGCCCUUCGCCUGCGAGUUCUGCGGCCGCAAGUUCGCCCGCUCCGACGAGCGCAAGCGCCACGCCAAGAUCCACCUCAAGCAGAAGGAGAAGAAGGCCGACAAGGCCAACCCCAACCCCAGCGCCAACCCCAACCCCGCCAGCAGCGCCAACCCCUCGCCGCCCGGCGCGCUCGUCCCCGCGGUCACCACCUGCGCCUGACGCUCGGCCCGCGCCCCCCGCCGCCCCCGGCGCCCGGACUGGCCCGCCCCGCCCGAUCGUCUGGAUCCGUGGGGCUGGGCGGCGGGGGGCCCGGGCUGGCCACGCUGAAGAGCGCCGCCUCCCGCGGGGGGCCACCACCAAAGCGCCCGUGCGCGCCUGGCUGCUGGGCCUGGGGGCUGCUCCCGGGAGGGCCUCGGCCUCGGCCUCGCCCGCCCCCUCCCGAAGUGGACCGCAGAGAGAACCUGCACUCAGGACCUGUCUCCCCUCCCUCCCCCCUUGCAAGAAACAGAGUGGCCUUCCACCACCCCAGGCGGGCGCCUGACAGGAAUCCCCCCUCCUUCCGCACCCCUCCGCCUUUGCUGCUGCUCUUGCUGCUGCUGCUGCUCUUGCUGCUCUCUUGCCCCCCCCCCCGACCUCCACUCGCUCCCCCCUCCUCCUUGCUCGCAGCAAAAAAAAAAGACCCCUGGCUGGGCAUGGGCUGGACGUGGUUUUGGACCACCUCCGGUAGGGUUUCCUCUUUCUUUCUCCAGGGUCCGCCUUUGGCCUCUCCCUGCCCCCCGGCUCCAAUCCCCACCAGCACAGACCAUCUCUGCCACCACCCCUAGUUGAGUUCAGGUUGCCCCUGCCCAGACCCCCCCCCCUUCUGCCCGCCGGCCCUCCCUCUCUCCAGGGCCUCCCGUGGGUCUUUCACGAGCACUGUCCUGCCAGUCACUUUGGAUCCCGGAGGCAGCGGGGACAAAAUAAGGGGUGGGGGGAGGGGAGAACACCACAGCUUUAAUUGUUGUCUGUCUGUUUCGGGCGGGGAUUGAGUGGAAGGGAAAGAACCGGGAAAGGGGGGUACAGACAUUCCUAGACGUUAUUUCCUCCAAAGGAGGAGUUGGGGGAGGGGAGCAGCAUCACCUCCUCUAAGCCCGCGGCUCUUGGUGGGGUCACCCCAAACCCACCUCCAAGGUUUCUCUCCCUUGGGGCAGCUGGGGGAAGGGGGGUUAUCGACUGGGCUGAGCCUGGCUGGGAAAGGGGGGCUGCGGGGAUCGGGCUGCCUCCUUCCAUCUGACUUGAAUGUACUUUUGCUUCCUAGACACAUUUUUCCUCCUGAGGCUGGGAUACUGUUGGGGGAUGGAAGAGGCUGUCCAGUUUACAGGGUUGUUGUCUGUUUCCAAGGGUCACUUUAUGCACCCCUGGCCCCCUCCCUGUUCUUUUCAAAGCACUGUGUGUGUGUGUGUGUGUGUGUGUGUGUGAGUGUGUGUCAAAUUCAAAUGAACUAUUUAAGUAUUGAAAAUGCCAUUUUUUAACAAAAAGUGAAUGGAAGGUGGGUUUGCGGUUUCCAGGUCCUUCUAGCUCACCCUGGGAAUGUAAUUUUGGGAAAGAGGGCUAUCGGGCAUCAAUUUGGGGUGGUUUAUUUUUUAGCACAAGAGCAAUUCUUUCCAGAAAUGCAGAAAACAGUGUUUUACUGAGUACUUUUUAUAAUGUGAUUUUUUUUGUUUGUUUUAUUGGGGGGGUCACUUAAAAUUAAGGGAAGAGAAAGCAAUUUGCCCCUUUCCUUUUCUCCUCCAGGUACGUGCAUGUUACUUGCAUGUCUUGCUUUGUUUUUUCUUUCCUUUUGAUUUUUUGUUUUUGUUUUUAAUAAAACUGCUCAGAUAUUUAAGCAAAACAAUGAUGAUUAUUAAAAAAAACUUUGUUGCCAAAAGGUUGUGUUUUAUCCAGGUUUGAUGUCUGCAUGUUUAAAGAAACUAAAACAAAAAAAAAUCUCAGAGAGAAAAAAUGCAGUCUAAUUUAUGUGAACUGAAAGAAACAAAAAUCAGGUUUAACUACAAAAAAAAUCUAAGGGAAUGAUAUUUUUUGAAAGACUUUUGUAUAAAGUUGAGUACUUAGAAAAAAAGACAAACCAGAUGUAAUAUAUUUUGUGGAUGUUUCUAUUUCUUGGAUUUAUAGUACCUUAUACUAAGGUUAAAAUGCUUGAUAUUGUGAAAAAGAAAGUGAUAAUUUUCACACACAUUUCAUUUGCUCAUUUGUCACGUUGUAAUGCAAAUAUGAUAAUGCAUAGAGCAUUUUAAAGGGGGAAAAUCAGAAGUUUUGAACUGAUGUCUUGUUGUACCAUUUGCACUGUGAGCAAAUGCUAAUGCAGUAAAGAUAUUGUGUUUGCUGACAAUCAAA
Messenger RNA from Sphaerodactylus townsendi, 3881 nucleotides. RefSeq names its product early growth response 3 (gene EGR3). Gene Ontology annotation, biological process: regulation of transcription by RNA polymerase II. NCBI's taxonomy places the organism in Eukaryota, Metazoa, Chordata, Lepidosauria, Squamata, Sphaerodactylidae. Gene Ontology annotation, molecular function: RNA polymerase II cis-regulatory region sequence-specific DNA binding; DNA-binding transcription factor activity, RNA polymerase II-specific. Bases 459 to 1727 code for a protein of 422 amino acids. The record is from RefSeq and is a predicted model, not a curated record. The transcript is spliced from 2 exons.